Photinus pyralis (common eastern firefly) is the source of this 740-nucleotide messenger RNA. RefSeq lists its product as uncharacterized. Bases 251 to 655 code for a protein of 134 amino acids. The record is from RefSeq and is a predicted model, not a curated record. Lineage: Eukaryota; Metazoa; Arthropoda; Insecta; Coleoptera; Lampyridae. The transcript is spliced from 2 exons.
CUUAUGAACAGUGUGGAUUAUCAAGAACGCUUGUGUAAUUCGACGACAACAAAGCGAACCAGAUAGUACUAACGAUAAUAUGAGUAGUAAUGUCAAUACAUUUUGUAGUGAUUUAAAUUGACAUCCAAAGUGCAUCAAAUAUCAAGCAUCUUAAAUUUCGCAGGAGUGGCUAACAAUCCGAAUGAGUGAUGGUAAUAUAUAAGGCAAAUAAAAACAUAAAAGAAAUAGUAGUGGAAAAGAAUCAUUAACAAUGGCAACUAAUAUCGUUUUACUAUGGACCGCCAUCAUUGCGCUUUCUGAUGCCGCGAUGCUUCCAACGUUACAAACCCAUUUUGGACGAAACAACUUACAAAAUUCUAAUUACCAAAAUGACUACGCCGUUCAAGAUCGACCAAACGGAGAUCAAAAGGUGCAGGGUGUGGUCCGAUCAGAGGAUGCUGUAAGAUCAUCAGUUCAAUCUUAUAAUAGCCCAGUACCUUCCGAAAAUUACGGCACGAACGCCCCAGUGGAGAACGCCUUCGUAGGACGCAAUGAGCAAACAGUCGCUUCCGUUGCUCCCAUUGAGUUCGUUAACUACAAACAUCCGGAGUACGUUGACUACUCAUCUUAUUUAUAUCCUUUAUAUCCAGCAACGUAUUACACUGACUACUAUUGAUUUUAGUAAUUAUUGUUGUCGAUUGUUUAAGCGCAACUUCAUGUUUUGUAAUUGCUUAUAUAGGUAGUAAACACAUGGAACAUUU